Cariama cristata (Red-legged seriema) is the source of this 2034-nucleotide messenger RNA. RefSeq names its product transforming growth factor, beta-induced, 68kDa (gene TGFBI). The coding region runs from base 1 to 2034 and encodes 677 amino acids. Gene Ontology annotation, biological process: extracellular matrix organization; cell adhesion. Gene Ontology annotation, cellular component: extracellular matrix. Gene Ontology annotation, molecular function: cell adhesion molecule binding. The transcript has 17 exons. The record is from RefSeq and is a predicted model, not a curated record. Lineage: Eukaryota; Metazoa; Chordata; Aves; Cariamiformes; Cariamidae.
AUGAAGGAGGCUUACCGGACCCUCUUCUGCUUUGUCGUUACCCGUAGUCCCAACGUGUGUGCGGUGCAGAAGCUGAUCGGCACGAACAGGAAAUACUUCACCAACUGCAAGCAGUGGUACCAGAGGAAGAUCUGCGGGAAGUCAACAGUAAUCAGUUACGAGUGCUGUCCUGGAUAUGAAAAAGUUCCUGGAGAAAAAGGCUGCCCAGCUGCACUGCCGCUUUCAAACAUCUAUGAAACCCUGGGAGUUGUUGGGUCUGCCACCACGCAGCUCUACUCUGACCGGUCUAACCUAAGGCCAGAUAUCGAAGGACCUGGAAGUUUUACAAUUUUUGCCCCGAGUAAUGAGGCCUGGGCAUCCUUGCCUGCUGAAACUCUGGAUUCCUUAGUCAGUAAUGUUAACAUUGAGCUGCUCAACGCCCUCCGCUACCACAUGGUGAACAAACGGGUCCUCACGGACGAUCUGAAACAUGGGACAACACUUAACUCAAUGUACCAGGACCUGCCCAUCCAGAUUCACCACUAUCCCAACGGGAUCGUGACCGUGAACUGUGCCAGGCUGUUGAAAGCCGACCACCAUGCCACCAACGGAGUGGUUCAUGUCAUCGACAAAGUCAUCGCUACCACUACAAACAGCAUUCAGCACAUCAUCGAGACUGAGGAAAGCCUGGAAACUCUUCGGGCUGCUGUGGCUGCUUCUGACCUCAACAGCUUGCUGGAAAGCGAGGGCCAGUACACACUCUUGGCUCCAACCAACGAAGCCUUUGAGAAGAUCCCACGAGAAACACUGAACAGGAUCCUGGGGGACCCAGAAGCCCUGAGGGCUGCAGUAAACAGAUUUGACAGAGUCCAGCUUUUUCAACUGGACAGCCCAGACUUCUUUGGAUGUGGAUAUGGCAGACAUGUAGACAUGGCAGAGAGAGUGGCCAUCAUCGCUGGCCUGACGAUGGAGACCCUGGAAGGAACCACCUUGGAUGUGGGCUGCAGUGGGGAAGAGCUGACCCUCAAUGGGAAGCCCAUCAUUGCCAACAAGGAUGUCCUGGCAACCAACGGCGUCAUACAUUUUGUUAAUGAGCUGCUGAUCCCAGACUCAGCUAAGACUCUGUUUGAGUUGGCACAGGAAUCUGAAGUUUCCAAGUCUAUGGACUUUUUCAGACAAGCUGGUCUCAGUUCUCAUCUAACUGGCAGUGAGAGAGUGACCCUCCUUGCCCCAGUGAAUGAUGUGUUCAAAGAUGGACUCCCUGUUGUCGACAGCAACAUGAAAAAGUUGCUUCUGAACCACAUUGUUAGAGACCAGCUCUCCUCUAAAUAUCUUUACCAUGGACAGAAACUACAGACUCUGGGUGACAAGGAACUGCGAGUUUUUGUGUACCGCAAUAACCUUUGCAUUGAAAAUGCCUGCAUUGCUGCCCAUGACAAGAGAGGAAGGUUUGGGACGCUGUUUAGCAUGGACAAAAUGUUGACUCCACCGUCUGGCUCAGUGAUGGAUGUUCUCAAGGCAGACCAUCGCUUCAGUACGUUGGUGGCUGCAAUCCAGUCUGCAGGUCUAACGGAGAACUUGAACAGGCCAGGUACCUUCACGGUGUUUGCUCCAACAAAUGAAGCUUUCCGAGCCAUGCCCCAAGGGGAACUGAACAAACUAAUGGGUAAUGCCAAGGAGCUUGCCAACAUCCUCAAGUUCCAUGUGGCUGAUGAGAUCCUGGUGAGCGGCGCAGUCAAUGCCCUGGUGAGGCUGAAGUCCCUGCAGGGAGAUAAACUGGAAGUCAGCAUGAAAAACAAUGUAAUACAUAUCAACAAAGAGCCUGUUGCUGAAAGUGAUAUCAUGGCCACGAAUGGUGUGAUUUAUGCCGUGAACUCCGUCUUACAGCCGCAGGCUUCAAGGCCGCAAGAAAGAGGUGACGAGCCUGCAGAUCCCGCGUUAGAAAUCUUCAAACAGGCAUCUGCGUUAUCGAAGGUUUCUCAGAGGAAUCCUCGACUAGCACCUGUCUACUCCCGGUUACUAGCAAGGAUGAAGGAGAACUCGGGUGGAUUCUGA